Ruditapes philippinarum (Manila clam) is the source of this 6098-nucleotide messenger RNA. RefSeq lists its product as uncharacterized. The record is from RefSeq and is a predicted model, not a curated record. Lineage: Eukaryota; Metazoa; Mollusca; Bivalvia; Venerida; Veneridae. Gene Ontology annotation, cellular component: Dbf4-dependent protein kinase complex; nucleus. The transcript is spliced from 2 exons. Bases 47 to 5155 code for a protein of 1702 amino acids. Gene Ontology annotation, molecular function: protein serine/threonine kinase activator activity; nucleic acid binding; zinc ion binding. Gene Ontology annotation, biological process: positive regulation of nuclear cell cycle DNA replication; regulation of cell cycle phase transition.
CAUUUGUUUUCUACAAGUAAACUAUCUCUUAUGUUUGUAGUAUAUAAUGAAGCCAAAGUCCUCUGGAUUGCGUGCACGAAGAAGUUUAUCUUUUGAAGAGCGACCGUAUGCUGGAAAAACAUUUUACCUUGAUGUUAAAUCAGCCUCAGCGAAAUCAAAAAUAUCUCAACGUAUUCAAAAUCUAGGAGGACAAAUUGAAGAUUUUCUUUCAAAAGAUUUGACAUUAUUGAUAACUGAUAAAAGUUCAACAAAACAUUCUAAAGAUGAUUAUUCACAGAAACAGACAACCAAAAAUGUUCCAUUGAGUAGAGGACAAGCUUUAUUGCUAAAAGCAUCGGCGAAUCAGAAUUGUGAUGCCAACAAUAACAGCAAUGGAUUAUUACAGAGUGCUGCCAAACUUGGUUUGCGGAUUGAAACACCAGCUGCAUUCCUGCGGGACAGCGCAAAACAUCUGCAGAAACUCAAAGCAGAAACUAGUAGAAUGGAUACCUCCAUGAGUGGCAUGUCCCCAAUAACUUGGGAUUCUGAAAAAGAAAACGGUCCUGUAAUUAAAGUAGAAGAUGAAGAUGGUUUGUAUAGACCUCUUUUUAAACAGUUUGAAACAUUUCCAAAGAUAUUUUACAAUGAGACUGGAUCUCCAUUUGAUGCUGGUGUAGUAUUGACUAAAGCAAAAGAAAGUAAUAACCAGUCAAAAAAGAAAUCAGCUGCAGGAGUACUCAGGGGAGGCUACUGUGAAUCAUGUGACCAUUGGUACAAAUGUAGUCUAAGAGAACAUUUGAAUAGUGAAAAACAUAAGGAAUUUGUCUCAAUUGCUGAGAAUUUCAAGACCUUAAAUCAUACGUCUUCUCAUUUACCAAAUCUACAAAACUUUGUAGGGAAAUACGGGCUGAAAGGAUGUAAAGAUAGCCAAGAAAUGUCCUCAAAAAUCACAGACUUCAGCACAUUUCCUGAAUUUGAUUCUCACCAUGAACAUGUGGCAGACAGUGAACUUAAUCUAGAUUUUAAUGACAAACAAGGCUAUGUAGGCCAAGAGAGUUUACUAGGUAAUGGUGAUAAAAGUCAAGAUUCUGAAAAUAAAAUAAAGUGUAGGCAUGCAUCAAAAACUGAGCCAAUAUCAAAAAGAAACAUAACCCAGGAUCCUUUAGAUAUUCCACAUUCCCAACCUUUGGAAACAGUUGGGAAAAGUAUCCCCUUGCAGCCAAUAGAUAUAUUUAAAAAGAAAUCUUUGAAUGAGUUUAAAAGUAACAAUAGUGAAUUAAAAAGUGAAAACAGCUUUAGUAGGCGUUCAUCACAAAGAAUAGGAAGAAAAUUCUCUAUUAAUGACGUAAUUCAAAGUGUUACAGAUAAUGAGGACUAUUUCUCAUCUGGUGAUGAUGAUGAUGUAAGAAUUCAGGAUCCAAUGUCAAAAACUUCAUGUAUAAUAACAAAACAUUUAAAUUCUGAGAUAUCGGCAAAUGUCAGUUCUCUUCACAGUUUAUCUGGUUCCAGUCAUAGAAAUGUUGCUCUCGGUAAUUCUGAGAUAUCGGCAAAUGUCAGUUCUCUUCACAGUUUAUCUGGUUCCAGUCAUAGAAAUGUUGCUCUUGGUAAUUCUGAGAUAUCGGCAAAUGUCAGUUCUCUUCACAGUUUAUCUGGUUCCAGUCAUAGAAAUGUUGCUCUCGGUAAUUCUGAGAUAUCGGCAAAUGUCAGUUCUCUUCACAGUUUAUCUGGUUCCAGUCAUAGAAAUGUUGCUCUCGGUAGUUGUAACUCAAAUAGGGAAGCCAUGCCUUAUGAUAUAGCUGAUGAAAAGUCAAAGCAAGCCUCUGAAUUGAAUCCAACAAGGCUCCAAAAUAUACCUAUGAUGUACUUCUCAUCUUCAUCGUUUGGUGACAAUGGUGUGAAUAAUGUUUUGUCAUUCUUAAACAGCCAGCAUUCCAAGAAGAGUUGUGAUAAGGAAGAUGAAGGGAGUGGAAAGAGAUUAUUUGAUGAUUACAGUUCAAAUGUAGAAUGUAGUGGGAAUUCUUCAUGGGCUUUGGAUAAAUUAAGUGAAGUGACAGAUAGUAAGGACAAUGUCCCUGGUAGUGGUAUUAGUAUCAUGGCACAGUGUGCAGAUAAUGGCAAUGUAUUAGAGCACCUUAUAGAUGACAUAAGUUGUGAUGAUAAUGAAAUGCCUGUUCUUCAAGUCGAAGUUGAUUCAGAUAAGAUGGAAGUGGAGCUUGACCUGAUGCCUGUUUUACAAACUUAUGAUUCUGAAGAUGGUAGUAGAUUCUCUGAAACAUUUCUAAGUGAGAACAAAGUCCAAAAACCUCCAGCUGUGGCCAGUAUUCCUCUUCCAGAAUAUAGUAACAUCACUGAAGAAUCACUCCAAGACAAGCCACAACUUGAAACAAAGCAUGUUCCUGAUCAAAAUUUACAAUCUAGCUAUGAUAUUCCAAUGUUUAAUUUAAGAAAUAAUAUCAUAAAAGAUGGAGCUAAUGUGACUCCAGAUAAGAACUUGAUGAAUAAUUUGAAGUCAAAAAUUUAUGAGUGUCAGACAAAUUCAGGAUCGACAAUCAGGAAUUGGUUGUUACCAAAUGAUGAUACUGGGAGUAUUAGGUCUGUUCAAUCACCUGGAAAUCUAAAUGCUACCUUAGUUAAUACCAGCUGUAACGUUUUGGAAACAUCCCAGCUAGAAAACAGAAAAGACAUUGAUAAGGCUAACAGUGGUGAUGCUGCAAGCUUGAAUGACUGUAGUUUAAAUGAUAUCAAGGAGACAGGUGAAAGUUCAAAAGUUGCUGAUUGGAUACAAAGACAAGACUUUGUUGUAGCACAAAAUGCUGAUGACAAUUCUAGACACGGAUUUGAAGCUAAUAUUUUGGAAGCAGGAUUUUCAUGUAGUGUUGAUGAAAAAGAGCUGGACACCAAUGAAAAUGAUCUGAAAUCUUGUAGUGAAAAAAGGUAUGGCAGUGACAAGGCAGACAUUGAUGAAGGAAGUUAUGUUUGGUCAGACUCUGGAACAAGUAUCUCUGACUGUACAUUAGACAAUUUUAGAUAUAGGGCUGGUGUGGAGGACAAUCUUCAUGCAGAUGUUGAAAAUUCACAUUCGGACGUCAAAGAUAAAACUGAAGUAUUAAUGUUAGAUGAAAUGUCUCAGGAUUCAAAUGUAAGUGCUAAAACUGGUCUCACUUCAAUUGUGACAGCUAGAGGAAUAAAGAUAACUGGUCUUUCAUCUUUGUCAUCACAUUUCUUUAAUGCUGUCGACAGUGAUGUGUUCACAGAAACUGAAAGUAGUACUGUUGCCUAUGGUAUUAGUAGAAAGAACUCAGAUUGUUCUUUUGCAGAUAGUGUAAACAAAAUCGGAUCAAGUGCGCAUAAUAAGACAUCAGAUUGUCAGCCAAAUAAUGACCAACUGAAUCCAACAUUUAACAAUAGCAUGCAGGCAAGUCGAGGUCAUCAACAGAUGGCAAGUCAAGGUCACCAACAAAUGGCAAGCCAAGGUCACCAACAAAAGAAUGGUUCCGUAAGCUAUGACAAUUCAUCAGAAUUUAAUUAUUCAUCAGAUACGAAGUCAAAAGUUGGUGAUGACAUACAAGCUAGUCAGAAAAAGACAAAUCUUAAAGGUAAAAGCAGUACAAAAAAGCAAAGUCAAACAAAAAAGCCGAGAGCUGCAAAGACAACAAAAUCAAAGAAGCAAGCACAGUCUCAUAACUUGUUAAAUCAGGUAUUAACAGCAAACAUGUAUAGCCCUGUCUCAUCAUUUACAGAAAACAGUCCUUGUAGGAAUAGUUAUACUGACCAGACAUACACUCAGUAUCUACAGACUAGUCCAUAUUCUCAGCAUUCAGGUCGGGAACAUUUAUCUAGCCCAGGUUUUCAACAGGAACAAGGUAAUGGUAACUGUCAACAGAAUCAGUUUGUGAUGAAUGGGCAGCUUCAUGGUACAAAUUUACAGCAUGAUAAUCUGUAUCAUCAAGGCAAUGGUGAAUUUAGAAUGAUGGACCUACUUCUAUCUCCAGGAGAUCAUGUAGGUAAAUUUAAUGAGCGAAAGUUUCAACAAAAUGUGCCGAAUCAGCAACAAAGUGUUUGUCCACAGGGUUAUGUGUCUGAGUCAAACAAUGUUAGCUUUAACGGGGGAUAUGCAGCAAACUUUCUAACACAACAAAAUAUUCAACAUCAGUUUGGUAUUCUGCCAUUCACAGGGCAUUAUCAAAAUCAGGGAAAUGUUCAUGCCAACAAAGAAAAUAACCUUCAUUUCUUGUCCUCAAAUUCAAAUUUCUUCGUGCACAAUUGGAAUACUAGUACCAGUGCUCAACAGCAAAAUCAUUCUGCACAACAGGAACCAGUUAAACAUUUGAACUUCCCAGCAUCCCCUGGUAACAUGUCACAUGAUCAAUCAAGGUCAAAUGGAAGCUUGCAGACUAUAGAAAUGUCUCAUAUAGCAGACAGUAAUGGAGGGUGUGACAAUAAUUUUAACUUCAAGAUAGCAGAUACCCAGAAGUUGAAAAGCAAUUGUAAUGUUAAAAAGAAACCAAAAGAAAAGAAACCAGCAGCUCAAAGGAAGAAAGGAAGAGCAGUUUCUCAGAACAUUACUGAACAGCCAGUGUCUCAAGUAAAUAAUCAGUGCGUUAGCUCAGAUAAUUCAAGACCAGUUGAAAAUGGUCAAUUCAUACCAUCAUCUUAUACACAACAAAAUCAGUUUCCAAAUGUUUAUAUAUCAAGCCAUGCCUCUCAACCUGUAACAGUUUCACAAAGCCCGUGUACUUUCAAUCCAGGUUACUCUGGUGCAGUUUAUCAAACCUAUUCCGGUAUGUCUGUAAAUGCGUAUAGCAAUUCUCAGCCAGUAAACGUGUUCGGAAACAGCUAUACUGGCAAUGUGUACAGUAAUUAUAACCCUGUAAAUAUGUAUAGUAACACUCCGUCUGUAAACAUGUACAACACCACUCAGACUGGUGACACAAAACUGAAAAUCAGUAGAGCAGCCACGGCACACUCUGCCAGUAAACAGACUAAACAUGAUCUAAUGCAGUACUGGAAUGUCCGUAAGGCGGGUGACUGUAGACUGGUGUUCAGUGCUAAUAUGCUAGGCAACGGAAAACGAAAAGCAGAAGCCGAGACGCCCACCAAAAUGUAUUUAUCCCCUGUAAAUGACGGUCAAAAUGUAAAUCCUGCUGUGAAAAGAAGGAAAUGCCUUGUGUACUAAAGAUACAGUGCAAUUUGUCUGUUCAGUACUCAAAAAUUGUGAAUGCUUUUAUUUGUAUGCAAUUUUAAUUUUACUGAAAUAUGCAGGUAAAAUGUCUAUAUUUUGUUUGUAUUAAAAUUUAAUGAUUGUUAUGUGAGAAAUGACAUAGUGUGUUAAAAAAAGAUAUUUUCAAGGGUUAUAAAUUGAUUUUAUAUAAAAAGGAAAGCUCAAUAAAGUUACAGGGUACCCAAGAUUUUAGGUUGUGGAGUAUCUUAAGUUAAAAUGAUUUAAAUAUAUGUAUUUUUUGCAAAUUAGUUUCAAUGCUGAAAUAUUUGUUAUACAUGUGUAUAUGUGUCAUAAAUUUGCAAUACAAUGGUGCUGUCAAUUGAAUUUAGCAUUUUGCGACAUUUUUACAAUUUGUUUGAUACAUGAUCUUGUGUCUUAUUGUUUAUAAUAUUGCCAUAUUCUUGUUAUGUGUUUCUGGUGAAAGUACAAACAAUUCUUGUUUUAAAUAUAAUUAUAAUACAUGUACAUGAAUUUUCUGUGUGAAAAAUAAUUUGCUUGUUAAAACAAAAAUCUGCUGUAACUGUUACAACCCAAUUUUUGUAAUAAUUUAUCUUUUUUUACAAUUCAUAUCAAUUUACAAACAUUAUAAUUAUACAUAUACAUGUAUGAGAGCAUAUUAGGUCACUGUUUAGGGCCAAUAACUCUAACAUGGAUUUUGACAUAAGCAAGUCAUGUUUUUCAUGCAGCAUCAGUUUUCAAAACUGCUAAAGGUAUUCAUUUGAAUCUACAGAAGGACUUGAAACUUAAUACAUGUCAUAAUCAUAAUUGGAGGUCACUAUCCAAGACCUUUAAUUCUUACUUGGAAUUUAACUGAAUUAUGUUCCUUUUUUAAUGUAGAAAAUUCUUUGUGUAAGUGUUGCUUGGCAACAUCAGUAUUAAAAGUGCUAAAGGUAUUCAU